AUUGCGUGAGUAGAAAAGUGACUGAAUCUCCAUUAAUAUCCCCCAGAGACUUACCUGUAGUAAAUCCCACCACAAAUUCGACACCAAAUGAAUCGAGUGGUCGCUUGCCUAUGUGAUAGAUAUAUGCAAACCAUGUAGGUAUUUAAUACCACUUUAAAAGAAAAUGCCAGACGGAUGCUGGAACAGUAUCUGUUGCAGAGUAUAGAGAGUGGUGUGAUACGACGGUGAUAUUUGGAUACGAAUAGUUUGUUUAUGAUUAACAUAAAUGGAAAACAAAAGUAUUGUAUCAAAUACCAUCUCUGCAGAUCUCCACCAGAGUUGGCAUAUACCAAGACCCACACUAGCUCGAAGCUCUCAAGGCUCAACUUCAAGCAACAAUAGUACUCAGAGUAUAAAAUCUGGAUCGUUAUUACUCACUGCGGCCAAUUUAGCAAAAGUACACAAGCAUGAAACAAAGCACGGCACAAAUCGGGACAGUAAUCUUCAGUACUACUUACAGCAAGUCAAUAAGGAUACCCUUUCGAUACCAAUGCCAACAAAGAAACAAGAUACAGAUACAGAUUCGAACGCAAGUUCCAUGCAUUUCACAGUAGUGAAUGUUAACACAAAACCACAAAUGAAAUCAAGAAGCUUUUGUCGCAAACAUCAGCUUUCAAUUUUAAUCAUAACCAUGUCCAUUCUAUUCACAGUAGGAGUACUCGUUGCAAUUUUGUGUCUUGAAGUGCGUGCAAGAGGACGAACUCACUAGCGGCGAACAAUUCAAUUAUAUUAGUUAUUUAUGAAUUAUAAUAGGUAUUUAAAGAAAUUUUUUAAGCUUUGCCUUAAUGUUACUGUGAUAUUUUAAACAAACUAGUAACAAUAUUGUUAUAUUUAAUUUUAAAAAAAUAAGAAAAACCUACCUCGA
Photinus pyralis (common eastern firefly) is the source of this 904-nucleotide messenger RNA. RefSeq lists its product as uncharacterized. The record is from RefSeq and is a predicted model, not a curated record. The transcript is spliced from 4 exons. NCBI's taxonomy places the organism in Eukaryota, Metazoa, Arthropoda, Insecta, Coleoptera, Lampyridae. Bases 266 to 748 code for a protein of 160 amino acids.